Messenger RNA from Malassezia restricta, 1662 nucleotides. RefSeq names its product phosphoglucomutase. NCBI's taxonomy places the organism in Eukaryota, Fungi, Basidiomycota, Malasseziomycetes, Malasseziales, Malasseziaceae. Gene Ontology annotation, molecular function: magnesium ion binding; phosphoglucomutase activity. Gene Ontology annotation, biological process: carbohydrate metabolic process. Gene Ontology annotation, cellular component: cytosol. The transcript has a single exon. The coding region runs from base 1 to 1662 and encodes 553 amino acids. The record is from RefSeq and is a predicted model, not a curated record.
AUGAUGUCGAUCCAAACGGUCGCUACCAAGUCGUUUGAAGGACAAAAGCCUGGAACCUCGGGUCUGCGUAAGCGUGUCACCGUGUUUGAGCAGGAGCACUACACGGAGAACUUUGUGCAAUGCAUUCUUUCUGCGAUACCGGGCGGCGCACGUGGUGCGACACUGGUGGUGGGGGGUGAUGGCCGCUACCUGUCUCUGCCCACCGUGCAAAAGAUUGUUCGAUUGGCUGCUGGCAAUGGUGUGGCGAAGCUGAUUAUCGGACAGAAUGGCAUUCUCUCCACGCCGGCUGCCUCGCAUGUGAUUCGCCUGCGCAAGGCGACCGGUGGUAUUUUGCUGACAGCGAGCCACAACCCCGGCGGUCCGAACGCCGACUUUGGUAUCAAGUACAAUGUGCAGAACGGCGGACCUGCGCCAGAGGCUGUCACGAAUAAGAUCUACGAGUUCACGACCAAGAUCGACCACUACCUCUUGCAGCAGGGCGAUGACGUAGACCUGUCGCAAGUCGGUGCAGCGUCGUUCGGCGACCUGCAAAUUGACGUGAUCGACCCUAUUAAGGAUUAUGUGGAUUAUCUCGCUACCAUCUUUGACUUUGAUCUGAUCAAGUCGUUCCUUUCGUCUGGCCAGUUCAAGGUGCGUUUUGAUGCUCUGCAUGGUGUGACGGGUCCCUACGCUCGUGCUCUGCUGGUGGAGCGCUUCGGUCUCCCAGAUGACGCCGUGCAAAACUGGGUACCCAAGCCAGACUUUGGCGGUGGCCACCCUGACCCGAACCUGACGUAUGCCAAGUCCCUUGUCGACGCGAUGAAGUCGGAGGGUCUGAACUUUGGUGCCGCUAGUGACGGUGACGGUGACCGCAACAUGAUUCUUGGCAAGGAUGCCUUUGUGAAUCCAAGCGACAGCGUGGCCAUCAUAGCCGAUUGGGCCGAGCGCGCUAUUCCGUACUUCAAGUCGGGCGUUCGUGGUGUCGCUCGCAGCAUGCCGACGAGCGGCGCGAUUGACCGCGUCGCCAAGGCGCGUGGCUACGAGUUCUUUGAGGUGCCGACGGGCUGGAAGUUCUUCGGCAACCUCAUGGAUGCUGGCCGCCUGUCGAUCUGUGGUGAAGAGAGCUUUGGCACGGGCUCAGACCACAUCCGUGAGAAGGACGGUCUGUGGGCUAUCGUGGCUUGGCUCAACAUCUUGGCCUUUGCGAACAAAGAGCACGCUGGCACGUCCGUGGCCGAUGUGUUGCAGGCGCACUACAAGCAAUACGGCCGCAACUUUUUCAGCCGCUACGACUACGAAGAAGUGGAGAGUGCAGGUGCACAGACCAUGAUGUCGGAGCUGCGCGCCAAGGUCACGGAUCCCGCCUUCCUUGGCUCGACCCAGGGCUCGUUCAAGGUCGCAGAGGCAGGUGACUUUAGCUACACAGAUCCGAUCGAUCACAGCGUCAGCAAAAACCAGGGUCUGUACGUGCGCAUGGAAGACGGUUCGCGCAUCGUGUUCCGCCUCAGUGGCACGGGCAGUGCCGGUGCGACCAUCCGUCUCUACGUCGAAAAGUACUCGUCCAUGGCGGCCGAAUACGCAGCCGAUGUGCAAGAGGCACUCCGACCCAUUAUUGACGUGGCCCUGCAGCUCAGUGCGCUGCAGCGCCACACAGGCCGAAAGGAGCCUACGGUCAUUACAUAA